GGUAUGCUAUGUUGUGCAUCUAACCGUCUGUCACAGUUUAAUCUAUGUAAGAAAUAUUAGCAACUUAAGAAACAGCCCCCUGCACUGUAUAUUUACUCUGCAGCUGCCUCCUCGUUGAACUGGAAUCACUUCUGGAUUUGAUUUGGACUAAUCUGACUGCUGAAUAUUGCUAGUUGCUGAGUAUUUUGUAAAUGAGACACAAUUUAGAAACUUGCACCACCCUGAAGCAUUUUGAAAGUUAACAAUUUUUUAAAAGUCUGCAUGACAGAAAGAAGCUCAAGGCUUGCUUGUGAAAAUGGCAAAACACAUCAGGGCUGCUUUUCCUAAAACAUUGGAAAUACUGAACUAACGCACAAACUGUCCUGGUCGUCCUAGACCAGAUCUUGCCAAAUUUACCGGAGUGAAUCAACAGACAUUAUUCACACACAGGCUAAGUGACACUUAGCAAACCAACGAGGUGCAAUCAACAGGUCCUCCUUCAAAAUGAACAAAACAAUUAUUUGUCCGGAAGAGCUGAUGAUAAAAAUGCAUAUCAUCAUAAUUUAUCUUCAUUAUCAUGAUCAAAAUACUUUUAUUUGGACCCUUGCAUUGCAUGCUUAAAUUAAAACAAAGUUCAGUCAUCUGUGCUUAAAUGCGAAUGGAUCCAUCAGUGUACAAGGUAAUAUAUUUUCUACAAGUAACCUUAAGUUUCUGUAGCAAAUUGAAGGGGGGGAUGAUAUACAUCUAGGUGCUUGACUCUUUUAUGGCACAUACAUUAAAAACAUCAUCAGGUGUGUUGGGGGAGGUGUUUUGGAAAACUCUAUGUCAUCAUGCAUUUUAGAGCAGACAUGGUAAAUCUAUUCAUCAUGAAAUGAAGACCACCACUGUAUUUGCAGAGCAGAAAGCCAGGCUUUCUUUUCUGGAUAAUAAAUGAUCGCAGUGCUGGAAGUGAGUCAGACUGGCCAGAAGACAAACUAUCUUUCAUUCCAGUCUUCUGGAUUCACCUGUACAUAUUCAGGUGCUCGGCAGAAAUGGGUUUUGUCUUCAAGGCUGAAAGACCCUUUAGUUUAAUUUAGGGGCAUUUCACUGGACUUCCCCAAGAAAGUAAAAUAAAUUUGCUAGUGGUUACAAGUUGUAAAAAGCUGUUAAAAUACACAGGUUCUGCCUCAUUUCCAGUGAAAUGCUGCGACUUAAGAACACUCGUUUAUUGUUACACACUACGCUCCCAGACUGUCCAGGUAGAUGAAAUUGGAUACCCUUUCGUAUUCCUUUAAGCAUUUCAUUAUCAUUUACGGGUUGUUUUGCGGGACAGGGAGGGGGAACCCAAAACCAAAGCCCUGGGAGAGAAGUACAAUCUAACUUUCAGCAAUGUGCAGCUGAAUGCAUUAAGAGAAAGAAAGAAAGAGAGAGAGAGAGAGAGAGAGAGAGAGAAAGAAAGAAAGAAAGAAAGAAAGAAAGAAAGGACUCCAUUUGACCUUUGACUCAGGAGAGCCCUUCUGGUUUUCUGUUGCUACGGAAACAAGUUUCCUUAAUGGCAGCCCCAUCAGAGGUCUUGUAGAAAUUUGUCUGAUGCACCCCCUCGAUGUGGUGAAAACCAGGUUCCAAAUUCAAAGAGGAAACACUGAUCCAACCAGAUACAAGAGCCUGGGAGACAGCUUUAGGACCAUAUUCCGGACAGAAGGAUUGUUCGGUUUCUACAAAGGUAUACUCCCUCCAAUCUUGGCUGAAACUCCCAAAAGGGCAGUAAAGUUUUUCACCUUUGAACAAUACAAGAAAUUACUAGGAAAUGUUUCACUGUCACCAGCACUGACAUUUGCAGUUGCUGGCUUGGGAUCCGGGCUAACAGAAGCAGUUGUGGUUAACCCUUUUGAAGUAGUCAAGGUUAGCCUCCAGGCAAAUCGGGAUGCUUUCACAGAGCAGCCAUCUACCUUUGCCAAAGCUCGGCAGAUUAUUCAGGCCAAUGGGUUGGGGCUCCAGGGACUCAACAAAGGCUUGUCUGCUACUUUGGGACGUCAUGGAGUUUUCAAUAUGGUCUAUUUUGGUUUCUACUUCAAUGUGAAAAAUAUCGUUCCCGUCAGCAAGGAUCCGACCUUGGAGUUUCUGAGGAAAUUUGGAAUCGGGCUAGCCUCAGGAACAAUAGCCUCAGUUAUUAACAUCCCUUUUGAUGUUGCAAAAAGUCGGAUUCAAGGACCACAGCCGGUUCCUGGAGAGAUCAAGUACAGGACCUGUUUUAAAACUAUGGCAACGGUCUAUAAAGAAGAAGGUUUUCUAGCCUUGUACAAAGGAUUGGCACCUAAAAUCAUGAGACUAGGACCAGGUGGUGCAGUGAUGCUUCUGGUUUAUGAAUAUGCUUCUCGGUGGCUUCAAGAAAACUGGUGAUCAAAGACAUAACUCCCAAGGCAGCAGAUGGUUUAAAGCAAUGUCUGUUAAAAUAUGUUUCAGUAUCAAAUUGGAAGCAAAUAUAGCACAAAUGGAUAUGGAGCCAGUAACCCAAUCCACCAUUUUAGCCUGGGGCUUUCUAUAGGUGCUUUUUAUGAAGAAAAAGACAAGCAAGCCUGGGCUUCAAACACACUUUAAUGUAACAUGUAGUGUGACUUUAAAUGAACUGAUUUCCCCAGUUGUUAUUACGUUUAUAUCAUUUUUCUGUGAGGUAGGGCAUUUAGGACACUGGUUAUCAAUCUGUAACUUUUCAUAGUGAAACGAUUUGUAUUUUUUCUUCAAUAAAUUUGGAUUUUAACCCUG
Podarcis raffonei (Aeolian wall lizard) is the source of this 2721-nucleotide messenger RNA. It is a transcript of the gene SLC25A21, whose product is annotated as solute carrier family 25 member 21. The record is from RefSeq and is a predicted model, not a curated record. Gene Ontology annotation, biological process: transmembrane transport. The transcript has 12 exons. Lineage: Eukaryota; Metazoa; Chordata; Lepidosauria; Squamata; Lacertidae. The coding region runs from base 1549 to 2358 and encodes 269 amino acids.